Mesoplodon densirostris (Blainville's beaked whale) is the source of this 1197-nucleotide messenger RNA. RefSeq names its product ribosomal protein L7 (gene RPL7). Lineage: Eukaryota; Metazoa; Chordata; Mammalia; Artiodactyla; Ziphiidae. Gene Ontology annotation, biological process: maturation of LSU-rRNA from tricistronic rRNA transcript (SSU-rRNA, 5.8S rRNA, LSU-rRNA). Bases 90 to 836 code for a protein of 248 amino acids. The transcript is spliced from 7 exons. The record is from RefSeq and is a predicted model, not a curated record. Gene Ontology annotation, cellular component: cytosolic large ribosomal subunit. Gene Ontology annotation, molecular function: structural constituent of ribosome; RNA binding.
UGGGACACCUAUAAGCCGUGGGGCUUCACGCUCGCCGUCUUUAAGUGGACAGCGCGCAUGCGCAAACUUCCUCUUUCCCGGCUGGAACCAUGGAGGCUGCUAAGGAGAAGAAAAAGAAGGUUCCUGCUGUGCCAGAAACCCUUAAGAAAAAGCGAAAGAAUUUCGCAGAGCUUAAGAUCAAGCGCCUGAGAAAGAAAUUUGCCCAGAAGAUGCUUCGAAAGGCAAGGAGGAAGCUUAUCUAUGAAAAAGCUAAGCACUAUCACAAGGAAUACCGGCAGAUGUACAGAACGGAAAUUCGAAUGGCUAGGAUGGCAAGAAAAGCUGGCAACUUCUACGUACCCGCAGAACCCAAACUGGCAUUUGUCAUCAGGAUCAGAGGUAUCAAUGGUGUGAGCCCAAAGGUUCGAAAGGUGUUGCAGCUUCUUCGCCUCCGUCAGAUUUUCAAUGGCACCUUUGUGAAGCUCAACAAGGCUUCAAUUAACAUGCUGAGAAUUGUGGAACCAUACAUUGCAUGGGGGUACCCAAACCUGAAGUCAGUAAAUGAAUUGAUCUACAAGCGUGGUUAUGGCAAAAUCAACAAGAAGCGAAUUGCCCUGACAGAUAACGUGUUGAUUGCUCGAUCUCUUGGCAAAUACGGUAUUAUCUGCAUGGAGGAUCUGAUUCAUGAGAUCUAUACUGUUGGAAAACGUUUCAAAGAAGCAAACAACUUCCUGUGGCCCUUCAAAUUGUCUUCUCCACGAGGUGGAAUGAAGAAAAAGACUACCCAUUUUGUAGAAGGUGGAGAUGCUGGCAACAGGGAAGACCAGAUCAACAGACUUAUAAGAAGGAUGAACUAAGGUAUCUACCAUGAUUAUUUUUGUAAUCUGGUCAGUUAAUAAACAGUGACUGCUUUCAAAUUGAAAUGUAUUGUUGUCUUGGUGACUUUUUCUUAUCUUUCCUCUGCCGUCCCCUAACUAUUGUGGCAAAUCUUGGUAUGACACAGUUAAGUCAAAUCAACAGCCUGUUGUGUGUAAAACUUAGGGUCCAGUUUGUAUCUUGUGAAAAACAUUCCUGGGGUUUAUUGAAGAUUUUCCUGUACGAAGUCCUGAUUUUUCACUUUUGAGUUGGCCAAAAUGGGUCUAUUCUAAGAAAGCCCAUUUCACAGGCCUUUGUGCAUGAGUAAAGGUUCAGUUUACAAAUAAAAAUCCGUUGCUGAAA